Molecule: messenger RNA, 4144 nt
Organism: Scomber scombrus (Atlantic mackerel)
Lineage: Eukaryota; Metazoa; Chordata; Actinopteri; Scombriformes; Scombridae
Gene: nmt2
Product: N-myristoyltransferase 2
Exons: 12
Coding region: 89-1567 (492 amino acids)
Biological process (GO): N-terminal peptidyl-glycine N-myristoylation
Cellular component (GO): cytoplasm
Molecular function (GO): glycylpeptide N-tetradecanoyltransferase activity
Source: RefSeq, a predicted model, not a curated record
UCCAUCUCUCGCCCGUUGCCCGUGAUCUGUAUCAGACGGUGGCUGACUAUUUUUUUUUUUUUUUUUUUUUAAAUAAAACACAUUUUUUAUGAUGGCGGAGGACAGUGAAUCCGCGGCCAGUCAGCAGAGCCUGGAGCUGGACGACCAGGAUACCUGCGGGAUAGACGGAGACAACGAGGAGGAGAAUGAGCACAUGCAAGGGAGUCCGGGCGGAGAUUUGGGGGCCAAGAGGAAGAAGAAGAAGCAGAAGAGGAAGAAAGAGAAGCCAAGCUCGGGGGGAGCCAAGUCUGACUCUGCCUCUGACUCUCAGGAGAUCAAGAAUCCUGGCUUGCCCAUUCAGAAGCUUCAGGACAUCCAAAGAGCCAUGGAGCUGCUGUCCUGCCAGGGUCCAGCAAAGAGCAUUGACGAGGCAGCCAAGCAUAAGUACCAGUUCUGGGACACACAGCCAGUGCCCAAAUUAAAUGAGGUGGUGACGAGUCACGGGCCAAUUGAAGCUGACAAAGAGAAUAUCCGACAGGAGCCAUAUUCCUUACCUCAAGGUUUCAUGUGGGACACUCUGGAUCUCAGCAAUGCAGAUGUACUGAAGGAGCUGUACACAUUAUUAAAUGAGAACUAUGUGGAGGACGACGAUAACAUGUUCAGAUUUGAUUAUUCACCAAACUUUCUCAAAUGGGCUCUACGUCCACCUGGUUGGUUACCUCAGUGGCAUUGCGGAGUGAGAGUGUCCUCAAAUAAGAAGCUUGUUGGGUUCAUCAGUGCCAUUCCUGCAGAUAUACGCAUUUAUGACCCGCUGAAGAGGAUGGUUGAAAUCAACUUCCUGUGUGUCCACAAGAAGCUGCGUUCAAAGCGUGUUGCUCCAGUGCUAAUCAGAGAGAUCACACGGCGAGUGAACUUGGAAGGGAUAUUUCAGGCGGUGUACACAGCAGGAGUUGUACUGCCUAAACCUGUUUCCACAUGCAGGUAUUGGCAUCGUUCUCUGAACCCCAGAAAGCUUGUGGAAGUUAAAUUCUCCCACCUGAGCAGAAACAUGACUCUGCAAAGGACCAUGAAACUCUACAGACUACCAGAUAGCAUCAAGACUCCAGGUCUGCGGCCGAUGGAGAGGCGUGACAUCCGCCAGGUCACUGAGCUGCUACAGAAAUACCUGAGACGUUUCCAACUUGCACCGUCUAUGGGAGAAGAGGAGGUGGCUCACUGGUUCCUGCCACAGGACAACAUAAUUGACACAUAUGUAGUCGAGGGUGCUGGCGGUGUUCUGACAGAUUUCACUAGUUUCUAUACUCUGCCCUCUACUGUGAUGCAUCACCCUCUCCAUAGGAGCCUGAAGGCUGCGUACUCUUUUUACAACGUUCACACACAAACCCCACUACUGGACUUAAUGAAUGAUGCACUGAUCCUGGCCAAACUGAAAGGUUUUGACGUGUUCAACGCCUUGGAUCUAAUGGAGAAUAAGAUGUUUCUGGAGAAGCUCAAGUUUGGCAUUGGAGAUGGAAAUCUGCAGUAUUACCUCUACAACUGGAGAUGUCCCCCUAUGGACCCUGAUAAGGUUGGCCUCGUCCUUCAGUAGCGAGUCUCUUCAUGGCUGCUACACACACACUGAUCAAGAGGUCGUCAGCGACCUCUCGCUGUUCCGUACCUGGACACACAGGUAGCCCAAGCUAGACAAUGAGAACUACUACAACAGUUAAACCAACCUGGUGACCGGGAAACUCGCCUUGCUCGAAGCGGGUCCCCCGGCACUUGUGUCAUCAAGAACAUUCUCAGCUCACCUGGAGGUGAAAACUCUUUAAAUCAUCAACAUCCUGAAUGUGAAGUCAUGCUAUGCCUGAGAUACUCCUACAGUACAACGCUCUUGACAUGCACACUCGCAUUUAAAACACACCAGUUUGACAUACAAGAGGAUGCCUUGUCAUUGUGAGUUUUGUUUAGUUUUUCUUCCUUGUUACAAGGGACCGGCAUGUCAUUUCAUUUCACUGACGUGGAUCUAUGUAAAUGAUAAUCAAUAAGUAAACAUGACCAGAUACAAUUUGCAACUUUUCUCCUUUCUGAACGAUUAUUAUUGUAUCCAAACUACAAAGGCAGUUGAAUUAUUAUUUCAACCACCUUGUAUCAUUUCUGUGGUCAGUGUCUCUGCUGGGAGCUUUGAUGAGAUAUUCAGUCUUAGUGGAAUUAGAUGAUAUUAAGAUGAUGUUUCUUGGAUAGCAGCUUAUAAAGGAAGAAACAUUUUUCCCUCAAACAUUCUGGAUAAAAAUAUCUUUUAAAAGUCAAACUAUAAACAUCUUCACGCACACAUACAAACACUGUCAAAUAACAUGUUCAAAAAGGAUAUCUUCAUGGAAGGACUCAUCCAACUGGUGCAUUGAUACACACGUUUUAGUUAAAAAAUAUAUAGUUACCUGUACAUUUAAAGCCAGAUCAUAUUUAUUCCUGCGUGUGAGUUUGGGGUUUGGGAGGGCUGAUCCAAAGCAUUUUCCUCAUAAGUAGUGUAGAUGUCACCGAGUUCGUUCGGACCGUUCAGACAAUGUUGGCUCAAGUGGUUUCUGAUGAAGAAUGUAAUGCAUCGAUGAAGCACAAUUUUUGAGUUCCUAAACAAGCGAAACAUUUCCUUUUUAAGGGUCAGUUUUAAGCCCAGAUUUCAAAUCAGAUGGGUUGCAGUACAUAUAGUAUAACGUUUGUUUUUAUAAAGAAAGUGAGCUGUGGUCACAUUAUAAACCUGUUUUUGGAGCUGAUAACAGAACAUUCAAACCAUGUUUGGUUAUAGUAACUGUUGCUCUCAUGCAAAGCUGUAAAAUAUAAACAGUCAAUGGUUACUUGCAUGUCUGUGGCGUCCUGUCUAGUUAGCAAGGCUCUUAAAUUAGAGGCAAAAAAAAGUAGCUAAAUAAAGUAGGAAUGACUCGCUCUGUUCACAAACCGGGCAGGAAAACACAAAAAAAUACCAAUUAAAUGAAAGCCAGGCUGGAUUUUAUUUCAAUUUUGUACUAAAAAGUUUUCCAAAGGGUCUGUUUUUUGUGUGUGAGAUGGUUUUAUAGCGUAAAGAUGGCUUGCUUGCUUUAAAAGACGACAUGGCCUCAGUUGUUUACAGCAGCUAAGAUCAGUUUUCUUUUGUUAAUUUAGUCACUCAGACUCACUUGUAGAAAAAGCUCAUUUACCUUUUUCAGUAGCCUGUUGCAAAGUUGGAAUUAAGCUGCCGAAGUUCAACACUGGUCGAAAGCAUUUAAAAAUUCAUUUUCAAUUAAACUAACCUGUGCAAAGAGAAUUGAGCACAACACUCAAAGGGUCUGGGGGAUUAUUUCACAGCAUGCAUUCAGGGUUCAGUGGCUGAACGAACAAAAGCCUGUAUCGGUAACGGAAUCAAUUUGAAAUUUGAGCUUUUUCCGUUCGUUUCAGGUCAAUUUUAUUGACUUCUUGAUUUUGUUUCUAAUGGUACUGUAUUUGUGUCUGAAAAAUAUACUGUAGGUCAUUUUUUUGUGUGUUUUGCAGCUAAAUGCGUGAAGCAAUUCUGAUAUUUAUUACUGUACUUUCAAAAUGUCUCAAGACACGUCUUGUUUCUUUCCAGUAUCCCCCCACCCUCCUACCCACCUACCCAAAACAUCCCAGUUAAAUAGGGAGUUCAAAACUGACAUAGAAGGGUUUGGAGUAUUUGGCCAUCGGUGUACACAUAAGGUUAAAAAUGUUUUUUUUUAAUUGUCUUUUUUGGUCUGACUUUGUUACUUUGUUUGAUGUUCCUGUUUUGUGGCUCUGCAUAACUUAAGAGGUAAAGGCUGCUGUCAUUUUUGUCAUUUUUCUCUGUAUGUGAUGUAAUUUUCUUCUCAUCCCUUUAUAGAUUAGCAAGGAAAAGCAAGAAAUAACUGCAGUCACAGCAGUUCAGAGAUUUUCUUUUACUUAUCCUUGAGCGGUUGAGUGAGUUACAUUCACAAAGAAGGACGUUAACGGCAUUAAUUUCACUAGAAAUGGGUUUGUGACUCAGCGGUGUGCCUCAUGGAUGUUGGUCGUGUCACAGAUGUUUUGCCUGCAGCUGUUUGAAUGAAUUUUGAGCAUGUCUGUUUUGCUGCCGUGAUGAUUUUUAGCAUUGAUGUUACUAGCCACACCCUUUAGUGAGGAGUCAACCCGAAGUACCUGCCUUAUUUAAAAAAGAAAAAGAACA